Molecule: messenger RNA, 1946 nt
Organism: Oldenlandia corymbosa var. corymbosa
Lineage: Eukaryota; Viridiplantae; Streptophyta; Magnoliopsida; Gentianales; Rubiaceae
Source: the annotation of a GenBank genome assembly
GACCACUGUCCAGUGUCCAUUGAAGAUCUUGGCAAGCCAGUUUAAUUAUUAACUCCCAAAUAAACAAUAAUACUAACUGCAAAGUACUAUACUUUAUUAUUAAAAAGAAAUUGUAAUACUGUGAGACACAAAAGUAAAGACCAUAAGUAGCACACCACAAUCAUCAAAUCGUUCCCAUUUGAAUCCAGAGUUCACACUAGCACACCCCAUUUUCCCCCAUGUAUAAAUAGACCUCCUCAUUUGGAAUGGAGGUCCACAUCCUCAGCCCCCCCAACAAAACCAGAAGCCCACUCUCUAUAUUUGUAGGAAAAGGCUCCCAAUUUUAGUCCAGCUGGGAGGGAAAUAUGGGUCGUGCGGGCAACGGCAGCUCCUUCAUCCUCAUGAUCAGCUUGCUAGCUUUGGUUGCGGCGGUGGCCGGGGCCGGUCGCCACCUUGCUGCAGCUGACAUUGAUGCAUCCCGAGUUGGGAUAUGCGCGUCGGCGGUGGCAAUACACGGCUACAAGUGCCAGGAGUUUGAUGUGAAAACGGACGAUGGGUACAUAUUAAACUUGCAGAGGAUACCUCAAGGUGUGGCUGCGGAUAAUUCCACUAACAGGCCUCCAGUUUUGCUGCAACAUGGUGUUCUUGUGGAUGGAGUGACAUGGCUGUUGAAUUCUCCAAAAGAGUCAUUGGCGUUAAUACUAGCAGACAGCGGGUUCGAUGUGUGGAUUGCCAACGUUAGGGGAACCAGAUUCAGCAGGAGGCAUGUCUCCCUUGACCCAAACAAACCCGAAUUCUGGAAUUGGACAUGGGAUGACCUGGUGGUUCACGACUUACCCGCCGUUAUUGGUUUUGUGCACCAACAAACGGGUCAAAAGAUUCAUUACGUCGGACAUUCCAUGGGAACGCUGAUUGCUUUGGCUACGUUUUCGGAAGGAAAGCAAAUAGACAAGGUGAAGUCGGCGGCGUUGUUGAGCCCCAUUGCAUACCUCAGUCACAUGAACACAGCACUUGGUGUUGUUGCUGCCAAAGCCUUCGUGGGUGAAAUCACCUCAAUUUUUGGAUUGGCAGAAUUCAAUCCCAAAGGAGAGGCCGUGGCAGGUCUUAUGAAGUUUUUUUGUGCUCAACCUGGGGUGGAUUGUUACGACUUGCUCACCGCAGUAACCGGUACCUACCCUAUUAUUCACUUAAUUUUCACCAUAAUAGUUAUAGUGAAUUCAUUGAUGAUUAUUAAUUUCAAGUGGAUUGAUAAACACCAUGAUUUGUAAAUGUUAUUACCACUACAAUAUUAAUUGCUUUAUUUCUUGGUAAAAAAUGGCAGGCAAAAAUUGUUGCCUCAAUGCCUCAACGGUCCAGCUUUUCCUGAAGAACGAGCCCCAGUCUACUUCAACUAAAAACUUAGUCCACUUGGCUCAAACCGUACGAGAUGGAGUCCUGAGAAAAUACGAUUACGGAAAUCCCAACUACAACGUAGCCCACUAUGGAGAAUCCAAGCCUCCAGUUUAUAACUUGUCCAACAUUCCUCACGACCUUCCCCUGUUCCUUAGCUACGGAGGCCAAGAUGCCUUAUCGGACAUCAGAGAUGUUCAGACGCUUCUGGAUGCCCUCCGAUCCCAUGACGUCGCCAAAUUGCACGUCCAGUACGUCAAGGAAUAUGGUCAUGCUGACUUCAUCAUGGGUGUUACAGCCAAGGAUGUCGUUUACAAUCAAGUCGUUUCCUUUUUCAAAAACUACAACUGAUUAAAUUAGAACUAUUAUAAUGUAUUGGGGCGGGGUUUGGUUCUGGACCCCAUUCCAUCCUGCUAAGCAAUACACUCCUUAGUCCCUUACAUAGGGAAUAUAUGUAUACAAAAUCACAAAGCAGGAGAGAGGGUCAGUAUUCUGCAAUAGUUUUUUUGCCUCCUUCUAAUUAAAUUGAUUUCCCAAUCUUUUUCCUCUUCAUUUUUCUUUUCUUGCAAACAAAUUAG